Fomitiporia mediterranea MF3/22 is the source of this 1974-nucleotide messenger RNA. Its product is annotated as NAD-binding protein. Lineage: Eukaryota; Fungi; Basidiomycota; Agaricomycetes; Hymenochaetales; Hymenochaetaceae. Bases 1 to 1974 code for a protein of 657 amino acids. The record is from RefSeq and is a predicted model, not a curated record. Gene Ontology annotation, molecular function: oxidoreductase activity, acting on the CH-CH group of donors, NAD or NADP as acceptor. The transcript is spliced from 10 exons.
AUGACUGCAACUAUUCCUACCUCCACUCGCACAGUGGUUCUUCAGAACUACAUCUCAGAAAAGCAUGACCUGGACCUCUCUUCGUCACCUUCUGGUACCUUUGCCUCCAAGGUGAUCCCCAUUCCUAACCCGGUUUCGGAGGAUUCUCUUCUCGUUCAAACAAUCUAUCUUUCUAAUGAACCUGGACUCGGAUUCUUUCUACAAGAGUCUAUAAACUUUGAUCGUAGCGAUAGAGUCCCAAUUCCCCUCGGUUCACCCGUUACUUGGCCUGCGGCGACCGGUCGCAUCAUGCAAGUUGGCGGCAACGAGGCAAACGGACAGCAUAAGGUUGGCGAUAUUGUCCAGGUAUUGCGAUCUUACUGGGCAGAUUAUGUUGUUGUGAAGAAAGACAUGGUAAAACUGAGAAAAGCGAUACCCGGUAUUCCCAGCAGUGCAUAUUUAGGCGGCCUUGGAGUAUCUGGUGCUACAGCAUAUUGGGCAUUGAAAGAUGUAUUGAAGCCUAAGCCGUCCCAUACGCUCGUCAUAAGCGGAGCCGCAGGAGCUGUCGGGAAUGUUGCCGUUCAAUUCGCAAAGAAAGUCAUGGGAGUUAAACGCGUCGUCGGAAUUGCUGGCACAGACGAGAAAUGCAAGUGGCUGAAAAGUAUCGGAGCGGACGAAGCAGUUAAUUAUAAGAGUCCGAGGUUUACUGAAGACCUGGAGAAAGCAACUCCCGAAAAGGUUGACUUAUUCCUUGAUAACGUUGGCGGAUCCAUCUUGGAUGAGGUGAUGAUGCGUAUGAAUCCCCAUGGAGCCAUAUGUAUCGUCGGAAUCAUGGCUCACAUGAAAGACCCACAGGCACCAGUCGUCAUGCGUAACUACGGGCAAAUUCUCGUCAACAGGCUAUCAUUGAAGGGUUUCAGACUCCAUGACUAUGUGGAUCGCCUCGACGAGGCCGAAGAGGUGCUUACUUCGGCGGCAGUCGCAGGAAAGCUGGUGUUGAACGGUGCGGAAACUAUCGUCGACGUCCACGGUAAAGUCGAGGAGAUACCAAGGUGGUUCUUCAGAAUUACGUCUCGGCCUGAGAAACGCACGAACUCGACAUCUCCUCAUCACCGUCUGGGACCCUUACUGUCAAAGAUAUCUCUAUUCAGAAGAUUCACUCCUCGUUCAAAUAAUCUAUUCCUCAAUGACCCCUACCCUCGUUUCUUCCUAGAAAAGUCUGCAGAAUAUGAUCGUGAAGAUCUAGCCACACUGCCGCUUGGUACACCCUUCUCAUGUCUUGCGGCGAUCGGUCGCAUCGUACAAGUUGGCGGCAACGAAACAGACGGACUGCACAAAAUUGGUGAUGUCGUUGAAGUACUCCAGCCUUACUGGGCAGAUUAUGUCGUUGUGAAGAAGGACAAGGCAAGGCCGAGAAAUGAAAUACCUGGUGUCAGCAUAUAUGCAGCCGUCGGAAACGUUGCCGUUCAAUUAAAGAAAGUCAUGGGGGUCAAGCGUGUCGUCGCAAUUGCUGGUACAGACGAGAAAUGCAAGUGGAUGAAGAGCAUUGGAGCGGCCGGAGCAGUCAAUUACAAGAGUCCAACAUUUAUUGAAGACCUGAAGAAAGCAACUCCUGAUAAGGUUGAUUCAUAUUUAGAUAACGUUGGAGGAUCGAUCUUGGACGAAGUGAUGAUGCGUAUGAAACCUCACGGAGUCAUCUGCGCCGUCGGAUUCAUGUCUCGUAAGUUCCCUAUCGUUUCUUUCAGACAUGUUGUCACUGAGUGGUUCACGAUCUGGGACCAUUUCGACCGUCUUGGUAAGGCAGAGGAGGCGCUUAUUUCGGCAGUAAAUGCAGGAAAACUUGUGUUGAAUGGGCAGAGAAUGUCGUCGACAUUCACGGAAAUGUUGAAGAGAUACCGCGUGUUUAAAAGGAUUAUUCACUGGUUUCAACACUGGGAAGAUUGCGGAGUGGAAAAAGAGCGCGAAUUAAUUGACAUUGAACAGGAACGUGUCUGA